This is a messenger RNA of Esox lucius (northern pike), 4582 nucleotides long. RefSeq names its product F-box and leucine-rich repeat protein 17 (gene fbxl17). The coding region runs from base 193 to 2139 and encodes 648 amino acids. Gene Ontology annotation, molecular function: protein binding. The record is from RefSeq and is a predicted model, not a curated record. Gene Ontology annotation, biological process: SCF-dependent proteasomal ubiquitin-dependent protein catabolic process. The transcript is spliced from 11 exons. NCBI's taxonomy places the organism in Eukaryota, Metazoa, Chordata, Actinopteri, Esociformes, Esocidae. Gene Ontology annotation, cellular component: SCF ubiquitin ligase complex.
UGUCCGGAAGUGUUUUCCUAGACAGCAAAACACUAGCUUUUUGGAUAUUUUCCAUGAAUUGUUUCCAAUUUCACAUUAUUGUCUUCUAACAUUUAAAUGCUGUAGUCCUCCGUGUGUUGCACGCGCAGAUUAUGAGAGCGACGUUCGGAGGGGGGAAGCACAGAGUGAACUGAGUCUUCGUGAGUCAUCUAUAUGGGCCAUCUUCUCUCCAAAAAUGGUAACCGCCUGAAAAAGAGGACACACAAGCUUCACCACCGUAAGAAGAAGAAGAGGAACUGCUUCCUGCAGGGGCCGUGCAUGCUCUGCUUUAUCGUCCACAGCAGCCACGAGGGCACUGACGACGACAACGACCAGUCAGAGGCCGCCAUCUCUAACGGCGGAAUUGGAGGACGUUGUCAUAGCAACGCCAGCGGUGUUGGAAUCGGAGUGGCCACCGCCUCGAAGCUCGCAGGACGAUACGUUGCUCUUACUUCCCCUGAGGACUGUGCCAAGUUCCUGCUGUCGCCACGGGAUCUGGCCAUUUGGGAGGGCCAAGGGAGGAGUCUGCUGUCAGUUGUGCCGGCUAAGCUGAUCCCGCCACCGGUGUUGUUCCGGAGUGCCGGGGUUCCAGUGCCAGUGGCUUUAGCCGUUUCUGUGCCUGUUAGUGCGAGUGACUAUACCGACAUGGUGUGUAAGAGGAAGUGCGCUGAGUUGCAGAGGUGCACCCCCUGCAAGCAGCCGCGAUGUGCCUUCCCCGUCUCUGAGGGAGCGACGGACAAUGGAGUGGCAGGAGGUGGAGGAAGUGGGGAACCCUCUUCGAACUCGGCGUCCGGCCACUGCCACCUCCACUUCUGUCCCCUGCCCUCCUCCUCUUCCUCCUCCUCAUCCGCCGAGGGCUGCUGUGGGACGGCUCAACACAGCGAUUUGCUGGCCCAGUGUUCUGACGCUCCUCCCUGCUGUCCACAUCCCCAUGAUGACUGCCAGGGGAGAGGCUGUGACUUGAUGGACACUUCGAGCAUCAACCGGCUUCCCUCCUCCAUACUGCUCAAGGUGUUCUCCCAUCUGUCAGUGAAGGAACGCUGUCUGUGUGUUUCAUUGGUCUGUAAGUACUGGAGGGACCUCUGCUUAGACUUCCAGUUCUGGAAGCAAAUAGACCUCAGUGGCCUACAGCAAGUUAAUGAUGAACUCCUGGUGAAGAUAGCGUCUCGGAGGCAGAAUGUGAAGGAGCUGAACAUCUCAGACUGUCGUGGUGUGCAGGACCACGGUGUGUGUUCCCUGGCCUCCCACAGCCCGGGCCUCCAGAGGUACACUGCCUACCGGUGUAAACAGCUGAGCGACCUGUCCCUCAACACUCUGGCCUUACACUGCCCUCUGCUGGCCAAGGUUCAUGUUGGCAACCAGGACAAGCUGACGGACCAGGCACUUAAAAAGCUGGGAGAGCACUGUUCAGAGCUGAAGGAUAUCCACCUGGGUCAGUGUUACAGUAUUACUGAUGAGGGCAUGGUGGCCCUGGCCAAGGGAUGUCCCAAGCUGCAGAGAAUCUACAUGCAGGAAAACAAACUGGUGACUGAUAAGUCGGUGAGGGCGUUCGCCGAGCACUGCCCAGAGUUGCAGUUUGUGGGCUUCAUGGGCUGUUCCGUGACAUCCAUGGGAGUCAUCCAUCUUACUGGGCUGAGUCACCUGAGCAGCCUGGACUUGCGGCACAUCAUGGAGCUCAACAACGAGACGGUCAUGGAGGUGGUGCGCAAGUGUAGGAAACUCAGCUCGCUCAACCUCUGCCUCAACUGGAGCAUCAACGACAGGUGCGUUGAGAUCAUUGCUAAGGAGGGGAGGAGUCUCAAAGAACUAUACCUGGUCUCCUGCAAGAUCACAGACCAUGCUCUGAAGGCCAUUGGCCAGUACAGCAGCACCAUUGAGACGGUGGAUGCAGGCUGGUGUAAGGAGAUCACGGACCAGGGAGCCACACAGAUCGCCCAGAGCAGCAAGUCCCUGCGAUACCUUGGCCUCAUGAGGUGUGACAAGGUUAACGAGGAGACAGUGGAGAGGCUGGUGGUCCAGUACCCUCACAUAGUGUUCAGCACCGUGAUGCAGGACUGCAAGAGGACCCUGGAGAGAGCCUACCAGAUGGGCUGGAGCCCCAACACUUCCAACGCCUCAUAGCCUCUGGACUGCACUCACGCGCACGCACGCACACACACACACACCCACACAGACACGCAGGCAUAUGCAUGUGCACACACACUUGACAUAUAGGCGCUGUGCACAGUCAAAGUGGAAACAUGCCACAUGGUCAAGCAUGUUUACUUCACACCUAUAGGACCACCAAACCAUGCAUGCAGACACACUACACACAGUGGAAACACACACACACUACAGACACACACACAGCAAAAACACACACACACAGAGUACAAACACGCACAGUUAAAAUACACCAACAGAGUAAAACACACACCCACACAGUACUAACAAACGUGUUUAGCAGAUCUUUUUUGAUAUGUUUUGUUUUAUCAUUUUUAUCGAUGCCCCUCUUCUGGAUUCCAUUUUAGUUGAGUCACAAGUCAUACUGUGCAUCACUGUUACUUUCACAAACGUUGUCCUUUGGUAUGGAACUCUAUUUUCCAUAGCACGCUUCUCACCAGAGCCCUGUUGUUUUCCGACGUGACUCUACUCUGAAGCAGUGCUUCAACACAUGAUGACAAGGUGUGGUUUCAGGGUUCCGACACCAUGCUUGAGAACACCAAUCGGAUACGGAACGGCGACGGACAACAACGGACGUGUGAAUAUGUUUGGAACAUUAUCCCCUGGUUUUGGUCACCAUUAGGGUUACUUUGACAUCAGCGUUUCCUCCCGGGUGGCGUUUCUAGCGUUCGGGUCGGAUGUGAAGCACGGCAUCAGGUCACGUAUCACCAGGGUCCUGAGGCUUUCUCCGACAGUGUGACCUGAUCAGAAACAACUCCAGGUCCCGGAUUAAAGUCACCCAAUAAGGAGUCCACGGUUUUUCCUGGUCAACUCACAUGGUCUGGGAAAACUCCUGGCCUACUAAUGAGCUUGUUUGGAAUAGAUCAGAGCCCCAUCUGACGGUCCAAAAGGUUCCAGUGGACACAUUGGUUCUGAUGAGAGAUCCGAGUACAGAUUCGGAGUCUGCAUAGCAGACCUGCAAGGAAAUGCUGCUCCAGGUUAAGAGUGUCAAAUGCAUAUUUCCUUCUCAAAUCUCUAGUUUUCCGUCUCAUCUGGGGAACUGCCUACACCGUUGGGCAGAGCAGAGUCGGAGUUGUCGAUUUGUGCGCUGCAGGUUUGCUUGAACACCACCCCUGACCGUUGUGACUCUCAGGAUUUGCCUUUGUGACCUAGGAUCAGACGACCCCACCUCUGACUCCUAGAUGCGUUAGUACCUGACCUUGGACCCAGGGGUCAAGGGUAACGCCCACCUGCUCUGGACGGCUACGGGCCUUUCUCACGAGUCGACUCUCACCGCGGAUGUACGAGAGACACUCUACAUGAAUGCAUUCUUGUAAAACACUAUGGGGUUCCGUUAACGGACCCACCUGAAGAUAGUCACUUCAGCUAUUUAGACGAAAAGAUUAUCUUGAUGAUCUGCAUAGUUGUUAUUUGUUCAAAAGAAAAGGAUGAAAUGAACGUAGAUUGGUCCCAGUUUGUAAUUUGAUUCUCUGAUAUGUUUUUGUUUUGUCUCGUUCUCUCUCUUUAAUAUGUUGCAUACUGUACCAUUAGGAUGGUAAUAAUCAAUGGUUUGGUUUACUCUGUAAUAUAACUUUAGUGAUUUACACACCAUGUAUACUGUUCUAUAGGGUUCUACUUGACCCAGUACUGUCUUUGGAGCGUAUAUUAGUUUUGUAGCAUUGCAUUGAGAGUGUGACUAUGUGAGCAACUGGAUCUAAGAUUCUGACCCAGAACGUAUAAUCAUGCCCUUUUGAAUCUCACUCUCUCUCCUCUGACUCUCUCUAGUUCCUCAUCAGUUCAUCAACAAUUCAAGGGUAUGCUAAAUAUGUAAAUAACAGGGUCUUUUUCUAUGGGGUGAACCAGCUGGCCUCUGUUUAUUUUAAAUUUUUUAAUACACUAUGUUACUCUACUGUGUAAACUAGUUCUUCGCUGAGCUUCAGGUUUGGAGUAGCACUGCAAUAUAUCACAGAAACAUUCAAAAUUGACAAAAUGGAGAACACAUCCGUUUUGCCCUCAUCAGGACUUGUAGACCUACAGAUUGAGUCCUAGUUUCCACCUCCUGUUUAUUUGUAAUCCUGACAUGCACUUUCCUUUUCUCUGCUUGAUGUUGGCACUCCUGAUCCCUGAUUUGUUAAGGCAACCGUAAACCACUGGAUUUACAUACAGAUGAAUAGAACACUACUACUUAAAACUCCUCUCCCUCUCUCUCUCCAUCUCUCCCUCUCUCUCCAUCUCUCUCUCUCUCUUUCUCCACCUCCCUCUCUCCCCCUCUCUCUCUCUCUGUCUUUGGUGUUUUGUUUUACUCUGUGUAUUUGAUUGAAGAGACAGACAUUAAAACUGUCAUUUGAAAAUAAUUUGUACUGAUGCUACAUGAAUUGUUCUCCUCCUCAUCAAUUUGGACAAUAAAAUAAAACACACCCAG